AUGGGAAAGGUGUACGAAUCCUGGAUACACAGUGCGUUCGCCUGCGACGUGUGUGGCCGGUUCUACGCGCACGCCGUGUCUCUGGGGCUGCACAAGAAAGUGCACGAGGGCUUGACGACGUGUGCGCUCUGUGGAAAGGUGCUCAACAAAGUGGCCGAUUUGAGGGCGCAUCUGCGCCAGGUUCAUCGGCUGUCAAAAGACGACGUCAAGAAAAUUGUUCCACAUCAGGGCGAGCGGUGCCGGUACCAGUGUGACCUGUGCGGUCACGUGUACCGGCGGCGCGACUCUCUGACCGACCAUCGGCUCCACCAUCUGGGACGGACCGCCUGCCACGUCUGCGGUGCCGUCUACAGCACGGUGCGCAGCCUUCGCCGCCACCUGCGCGACGUGCACCGGCUGCCGGCCGACGAGGUGCGCCGCAACACGGAGCUGGACGCCCCGGCCGGCCCUGCGCCGCUCUGA
This is a messenger RNA of Pollicipes pollicipes, 462 nucleotides long. RefSeq names its product zinc finger protein 646-like. Gene Ontology annotation, cellular component: nucleus. Gene Ontology annotation, molecular function: DNA-binding transcription factor activity, RNA polymerase II-specific; RNA polymerase II transcription regulatory region sequence-specific DNA binding. Gene Ontology annotation, biological process: regulation of transcription by RNA polymerase II. The record is from RefSeq and is a predicted model, not a curated record. The coding region runs from base 1 to 462 and encodes 153 amino acids. Lineage: Eukaryota; Metazoa; Arthropoda; Thecostraca; Pollicipedomorpha; Pollicipedidae. The transcript has 3 exons.